GUAGGCGCGGAGAGCUGUAGGAAGCCGCCGCCCCAAAGGCAGGCGCGUACCCCGUAUACACACCCAACCGCGAGCGAUGGACGCCGCGGCAGCUGCUGCGGGAGGGAGGGAUGGCGAGGAGAAGAAGGAAGAAGCAAAGAAGAAGGGGAGCGGCGCCGGCGGCGCCGGCGACGCCGGCGACAAGAGGGUGCCGUUCACGGCGCUGUUCCGGUACGCCGACGGCACGGACGUCCUGCUGAUGCUCCUCGGCACGGCGGGGGCGCUGGCCAACGGCGUCACGCAGCCCAUCAUGACGGUCAUCUUCGGACAGGUCAUCAACGCCUUCGGCGGCUCCGUCGACACGGGCGACGUCCUCCAGCGCGUCAACAAGGCAGUUCUGAAUUUUGUCUACCUGGGCAUUGCAACAGCUGUUGUUUCCUUUCUCCAGGUGUCAUGCUGGACAAUGACAGGAGAAAGACAGGCAACACACAUUCGAUCUCUGUACCUCAAAUCUGUCUUGAGGCAAGAAAUAGCAUUCUUUGAUGUAGAAAUGACAACUGGGCAAAUUGUUUCAAGGAUGUCUGGAGAUACCGUGUUGGUUCAGGAUGCCAUUGGUGAAAAGGUCGGCAAGUUCCAACAACUUAUUGCUACCUUCAUAGGUGGCUUUGUAAUAGCAUUCGUAAAAGGAUGGCUUUUAUCUCUUGUCAUGUUGGCAAGCAUACCUCCCGUUGUCGUUGCUGGAGGAAUUGUCUCAAAAAUGCUCUCUAGAAUCUCUAGCAAGGGGCAAACAUCAUAUGGCGAUGCAGGGAAUGUAGUUGAACAGACGCUUGGUAACAUUAAGACAGUGGUCUCCUUCAACGGUGAGAAGCAGGCUAUUGCAACCUACAAUAAACUCAUACACAAGGCAUAUAAGGCAGCUGUUGAGGAAGGAAUUACAAAUGGUUUUGGCAUGGGUUCUGUUUUCUUUAUAUUUUUCUCAAGCUAUGGAUUAGCCAUAUGGUACGGCGGCAAGUUGAUUCUUAGCAAAGGUUACUCAGGAGGAGACGUCAUCAACAUCUUGUUUGCUAUAAUGACUGGUGCAAUGUCUUUAGGUAAUGCAACACCCUGCAUGGCAGCCUUUGCAGAAGGACAAUCUGCAGCAUAUAGAUUGUUCGCGACAAUCAAAAGGAAACCAGAAAUUGACCCUGAUGACCCAACUGGUAAGCAGUUAGAAGACAUCAAGGGUGAUGUUGACCUAAAGGAAGUGUACUUCAGCUACCCAGCAAGACCAGAGCAACUAAUAUUUGAUGGAUUCUCAUUACAUGUGUCUAGCGGCACUACAAUGGCUAUAGUUGGGGAGAGUGGAAGUGGCAAAUCAACUGUGAUAAGUCUUGUAGAGAGAUUCUAUGAUCCACAGGCUGGUGAGGUUUUAAUUGAUGGAAUGAACAUUAAGAGUUUGCGACUUGAUUGGAUAAGAGGGGAGAUCGGCCUUGUUAACCAAGAGCCGUUGCUUUUUAUGACUUCUAUCAAAGAUAACAUAUCAUAUGGCAAAGAGGAUGCCACAAUUGAAGAGAUCAAAAGAGCAGCUGAGCUUGCUAAUGCAGCAAAUUUCAUCGAUAAAUUGCCCAACGGCUAUGACACAAUGGUUGGCCAACGUGGUGCUCAGCUCUCUGGGGGCCAAAAGCAAAGGAUCGCUAUUGCAAGAGCAAUAAUUAAAGACCCCAGAAUUCUUUUGUUAGAUGAGGCAACUAGUGCAUUGGAUGUGGAGUCAGAGCGGAUUGUUCAGGAAGCGCUUAAUAGGAUCAUGGUGAAUAGAACAACACUAGUGGUUGCACAUCGUCUGACUACUGUGAGGAAUGCUGAUUGCAUAUCAGUUGUUCAACAAGGGAAAAUAGUUGAACAAGGUCCCCAUGACAAGUUGAUAAUGAAUUCUGAUGGUGCUUAUUCUCAACUUAUUCGUCUGCAAGAAAGCCAAGAAGAGGAAGAUAAGCAAUUAGAUCGGCGCAUGUCUGAUCCAAGGUCUAAAAGUAGAAGCCUCUCACUGAAGCGAUCAAUAAGCAGAGGUUCCACAGGAAACAGCAGUCGCCAUUCUUUGACGCUCCCAUUUGGUAUGCCUGGUUCAUUUGAGUUGCUUGAAGGAGAUGAUGCAAACAGGGAGAAUCAGAAAGAGCGGGCUGAUGAUAGUGAGGCCCCUAAGAAAGCUCCUAUGGGACGGCUAGCUUGUCUUAACAAGCCAGAGCUACCAAUUCUUUUGUUAGGAGCAAUAGCAGCUGGAGUCCAUGGAACAAUUUUUCCAAUGUUUGGUCUAAUGCUUUCUAAUGCCAUCAACACUUUCUUUGAGCCGCCUCAUGAACUAAGAAAGCAUUCAAGCUUUUGGGGUUUGAUGUGUGUUGUGUUGGGUAUUAUAUCGAUAGUAUCAGUACCAGUGGAGUAUUUCUUAUUUGGAGUAGCCGGGGGAAAGCUUAUCGAGCGUAUUCGUACCUUGUCAUUUCAGAGCAUUGUGCACCAAGAAGUUGCUUGGUUUGAUGAUCCCAAAAACUCCAGUGGAGCGCUUGGUGCAAAGUUGUCAGUUGAUGCUCUGAAUGUUCGACGAUUAGUGGGUGAUAACUUGGCCUUGUUGACUCAGGUCAUCUCAACACUAAUCACUGGAUUUGUCAUUGCUUUUGUGGCAGACUGGAAGCUCACAUUGAUCAUCCUUUGUGCAAUGCCACUAUCGGGUGCUCAAGGUUAUGCACAAAUAAAGUUCUUGAAGGGAUUCAGUCAAGAUGCCAAGAUGCUGUAUGAAGAUGCAAGUCAAGUGGCUACUGAUGCAAUCAGUAGUAUCAGGACUGUAGCUUCUUUUUGUGCUGAGAAAAGAGUCAUGACAAUCUAUGAUCAUAAAUGUGAAGCUUCCAAGAAUCAAGGGGUCAGAACAGGAAUGGUUUUCUUUGCACUGAUGAUGGCAACAAUUGGCAUAUCUCAAACAAGUGCAUUGGCUUCUGAUUCUACAAAGGCGAAGGAUUCAUCUAUCUCCAUAUUUGCUUUAUUGGACCGAAAGUCAAAAAUCGAUUCAGGCAGUGAUGAAGGUUUGACAUUAGAUGAGGUCAAGGGUGACAUCGAUUUCCGACAUGUUAGCUUCAAGUAUCCAAGUCGUCCAGAUGUUCAAAUCUUCAGUGAUUUUACCCUGCACAUUCCCUCUGGAAAGACUGUAGCACUUGUGGGAGAGAGUGGCAGUGGAAAAUCAACAAUAAUUUCUUUGCUGGAACGAUUCUACAAUCCUGACUCUGGUACAAUCUCAUUGGACGGGGUAGAAAUCAAGAGCUUAAAAGUCAAUUGGCUAAGGGACCAAAUGGGGUUGGUGGGCCAAGAGCCUGUGCUCUUCAACGACACAAUCCGCGCCAACAUAGCAUAUGGGAAGCAUGGGGAGGUCACUGAGGAGGAGCUCAUCAAGGUCGCAAAAGCGGCCAAUGCGCAUGAGUUCAUAUCAAGUCUUCCCCAGGGGUAUGACACUACCGUUGGAGAGAGGGGGGUUCAGCUAUCCGGUGGCCAGAAGCAACGGGUGGCCAUUGCACGGGCUAUACUAAAAGAUCCUAGGAUUCUUCUUCUUGAUGAGGCAACAAGCGCCUUGGAUGCUGAGUCUGAGCGCAUUGUGCAAGAUGCCUUGGAUAAUGUCAUGGUUGGCAGGACCACAAUUAUUGUGGCACACCGCCUCUCAACGAUCAAAAGUGCUGAUAUUAUUGCAGUUCUCAAGGAUGGCGCGAUAGUGGAGAAAGGAAGACAUGAGACGUUGAUGAACAUCAAAGAUGGAUUCUAUGCUUCGCUAGUUGAACUUCGUUCAUCUUCAUCGUAGUACCUAGGUUAAGAAUUUUGUUCCGAUCACUAGGCAUUGUACAUCUUCCUAGAUUCUUCUCUGCAAGGGCGACGCCAGAGUCAUUUUUCCUGAUGCACGUGCACCAGGAUCUGAGUGAAGAUUUAAAGCUAAUUAGUGGAGCAAUUACUUGAUGAUUAUAGAGACUUUACAGUUUGGACCUCUUCAACAAAAGUUUAUCAGAGAGACUAUCAGUAAUAACAAUCCCAUGGACCGGGUAGGAAACUUGCUUAGAUGCUUA
Panicum virgatum (switchgrass) is the source of this 4046-nucleotide messenger RNA. Its product is annotated as ABC transporter B family member 9-like. Gene Ontology annotation, molecular function: ATP hydrolysis activity; ATP binding; ABC-type transporter activity. The record is from RefSeq and is a predicted model, not a curated record. Gene Ontology annotation, biological process: transmembrane transport. Lineage: Eukaryota; Viridiplantae; Streptophyta; Magnoliopsida; Poales; Poaceae. Bases 77 to 3787 code for a protein of 1236 amino acids. Gene Ontology annotation, cellular component: membrane. The transcript is spliced from 12 exons.